CCGAAAUACAGGUUCAAAUGAAUUAUUUAGUUAGUGAUACUGGGGUUUGGUGGCCUGAAAUGGCAGUUGAUGCAAACUUCACGAAAGAUUUAGUUUGUGCUACAACUAAACCAGAAGAGCAACUACCAUUUUCAGUUCGCAUUGUCUGUGAAGAAGGAGUACCAGUAUUCAAUCGAACAUCUCGUUCCGUUCCUAACUACACAUUUAGAGUGGUGCCUCCUAUAGUUAUUCAUAAUUUUUUACCAUUUGCUAUUGAGUUGAAUUUUCCUAACUCGAAGCAUCUAAUUGAAGCAUCUAAAAAAAUUGACGUUUAUGAACUGAAUCUCGCGNCUAAAAAAAUUGACAUUUAA
This is a messenger RNA of Daktulosphaira vitifoliae (grape phylloxera), 350 nucleotides long. RefSeq lists its product as uncharacterized. The transcript is spliced from 4 exons. The coding region runs from base 18 to 350 and encodes 110 amino acids. Lineage: Eukaryota; Metazoa; Arthropoda; Insecta; Hemiptera; Phylloxeridae. The record is from RefSeq and is a predicted model, not a curated record.